This is a messenger RNA of Beta vulgaris subsp. vulgaris (sugar beet), 3384 nucleotides long. Its product is annotated as ent-kaurene oxidase. The record is from RefSeq and is a predicted model, not a curated record. Lineage: Eukaryota; Viridiplantae; Streptophyta; Magnoliopsida; Caryophyllales; Amaranthaceae. The transcript has 8 exons. Gene Ontology annotation, biological process: gibberellin biosynthetic process. Gene Ontology annotation, molecular function: iron ion binding; ent-kaurene oxidase activity; heme binding. Gene Ontology annotation, cellular component: chloroplast outer membrane; endoplasmic reticulum. Bases 1714 to 2991 code for a protein of 425 amino acids.
UGAAAAAAUUCAUGUUCUUUUAUACGAAUGGUAUACUAGUACAUAACCCAUGCUUUAUACUAAUAUGACUUGGUUAGAUGAAUUUUUGUCUAUGAUAAUUGAUAAUAAGCCACAUUUUAUUUAUUUUAUAUUUAAGCAAGUCUGGUAAACUAUCAUAAUCAUGUUUCACAAUUUUAAUAUUUACUUGUACGUCGACUACCUACGGGUUUAUUUUUCUCCUCUUCACACUUGUGAGUUGUGAAGGAGAGGUAAUUAUGCAUCAUUAGAGGAUAAUUGAUUAUGAUAGUUUACCAAAAAUCGUUAUUUGAAGAGGAGAAAGAAAUUUAGAGGUAAGCAAAAAAAAAAAAGUGAGACGAACAAAAAUUAUAUUAUUCAAGUAGAAGCGCGAGAACUUUGUCCAUAGCUUAAUUAAAGCACCUAUUUUUUCCCUUAUAGAUAAAGUAGAAGUGGGAGAAAGGAAAAAAUAAAGUCAAAAAUGGUAUAUUUUUAGAAAAUUUUCGAUGGUACUAGAAAGAAUAAUUUAGGAAUAUCUAAAUUUGGAACUCUAAAUUUUGAAAGUGAUAAUAUACUACUAUUAAUUGUUGAAUAAAUUAAAAUAGAUAUAUAGCCUUUGAGGUUUGUCGAGUAAAACUUUCUCUGUUGUAAAAUAAUUGCAACAUACUACCUCUGGUCUUUAUGAAUUUACUCGUAUUUUUUUUGGGGAUAUCCCUUAUUAGUUUAUCCAUUUCUUUUAUUUCCACUUUUGGAAUGAGACAACUAACUUUCCAUCACACAUACAUUCAACUUUACUGUAAAAUAAUAGUUGUCUUUCUUUCUAAGUCCAACAACUUUGUUUCUCCGAAAACUUUGUGCAAAAGAAACAGGUAAAUUAAUAAAGAGCGGAGGAAGUAGAUAGUAUAAAGAGACAUAAAAAGAGGGACCCAUAUUUCUUUUUCCAGAGUCCCAUAUUAGAUGAUAGUAAAGAGUAAGCGGGACAAAACAAUGUAAAAGACCACAUUGGCCCUAGCCAUAUUCUAACCAAUACCAAAAUAACCCAGAUAUUAAUGAUAAUGAAUCCAAUCUAAUGGACCUGAUAUAGAAAUGACCCGAUCCAUUAAUGACAUGACCUGAAUCGAAACUAUUGAUGAUAAUGACCCAAUCCCACACAUGUUUCAACCGAUGUCAAAAUGAUUCAAAUCAAAUCGACUCGACCCAAAAUUUAACCAUUACCAAUAUCAACCCGAAUUGACUUUACCCAUUUAUGAUGAUGACGGAACCCAAGUCUACCCAAACCCAAUUUGACCUGACAAAGUCUGCUCGAACCCAAUUUGACCCGACCCAUGUUCCAUCCGAACCCAACUUGAUCCUACCCAAGAUUACCUGAAACCCAACUCAACCUGACCUGGCUAGACCCAUGACUAGCCUGCUCGACCCAAGGUUACUCAAAAGACUGAAACCGAAAGACCUGAAAGGACCUGACACAAAAAUUGCUCGUCUCAUACCCGGCUAUAUGUUGAUCUUACUUUGACUCGACCUAACUUGCACCUGACGAGGUUAUGUUGGAUCUGACGUACCGUCCCGGCAACCCUGACCCACCGACAGAGCUGAGAGGUUCCUGGGCUGCCUUUACUUGGGAAUUUGCUGCAACUUAAAGAGAAGAAGCCUUAUAAGACAUUCACAAAAUGGUCAGAGAUUUAUGGUCCUAUAUAUUCGAUCGAGCUUGGAUCUUCUCAUAUGAUCGUGCUUAAUAAUUCAGAUGUUGUAAAAGAGGCAAUGGUUACCCGCUUUUCAUCUAUCUCGACCAGGAAACUCUCAAAUGCUCUGACAAUCCUUACAAAUGAUAAAUGCAUGGUUGCAAUGAGCGACUAUAAUGAGUUUCAUAAAACAGUAAAGAGAUACAUAUUAACCAAACUAUUGGGCUCUAAUGCUCAGAAGCGCAACCGAGCAAUUCGUGAAACCAUGUUGGAGAAUGUAGUGGAUUGUCUUUAUGCGCAUAUGAAGAGCAGCCCACUUGAAGCAGUGAACUUCCGGGAAAUAUUUGAGUCAGAACUCUUUGGAUUAGCUUUGAAACAAGCUAUUGGACGAGACGUGCUGUCUCUUUAUGUUGAAGAGCUUGGAACUACUUUGACAAGGAAGGAUCUAUUGCAUAUUCUAGUUUGGGAUAUGAUGAAGGGUGCAAUCGAGGUUGAUUGGAGAGAUUUCUUCCCCUACCUGAAAUGGGUUCCUAAUAAUAUGGUAGAAACAAAUAUUAGAAAGUUGGAUUUCCGCAGAAAUGCAGUGAUGAAGGCACUCAUUAAAGAGCAUAAGGAACAAAAUACCGGGGGAAAGGAAAUGAAUUCCUACCUCGACUUUUUGCUGUCAGAAGCUGAUACAAUGACAAUUACGGAGACUCAACUAGCUAUGCUGCUUUGGGAGCCUAUCAUUGAGUCUUCUGACACUACAUUAAUCUCAACAGAAUGGGCCCUUUUCGAACUUUCCAAGCAACCCGAGCGACAGGAGCGAUUGUAUCAAGAAAUCCAGACUGUUUGCGGCCAGGAUAUGGUUACGGAGGACCAUUUGUCUCAGCUGCCAUAUCUGUCAGCUGUUUUUCAUGAAACUUUGAGGAAACACAGCCCUGUUCCAAUUAUUCCCAUACGAUAUGUUCAUGAAAACACUCAAAUAGGAGGCUACCACAUUCCUGCUGGAACUGAGAUCAUAGUGAACCUGUAUGGAUGUAACAGGGACGAAAAUCAAUGGGAAAAUCCGGAUGAGUGGAUUCCGGAGAGAUUCUUAGACAAUAAAUAUGACCCCCAUGAUCUUUACAAAACAAUGGCUUUUGGAGCUGGUAAAAGGGUGUGUGCUGGUGCUCUUCAAGCCAUGCUAAUAUCUUGUACAUCGAUCGGUAGACUGGUGCAACAAUUCGAGUGGAGACUUCAAGCUGGGCAGGAGGAGGACAUUGAUACUGUUGGUCUCACCACACAUAAACUUCAUCCUCUGCAUGCCAUUAUAAAACCCCGACGUCAACUCAAUUAACUAUAUAAACUUUAAAACUAGCUAGUUAUUGUUUUAAGCUUCAGAAUAAUGCUCUUUCUAAGUUAUUAGGUAAAACAAGAAUUUGACCUCAGAAUGUUGGUAAUUCCUGCUAAGAACUAAAUAUUAGGAGGGGAGGGUAUUUUAGAUAUUAUCACUUUAGUUUAUUUGGGGAAUAAGUUGGAUUGUUUGUUAGAAAAGUAAUAUAAAUAUAGAGCAAUAUAGAAUGUAAAAGGCAUAUGUUGAAUAUUGAUAAGAAAACGUGUAAAGCUUGUUGUGUUUGCAUAGAAUUUAGUGUUCAAAUACAACAAACCGAGACUUUGUGUGAUGUUGGAGGUCGAGAUUGACAAGAGAACUUCUUAAAUCUAAAUUCAAGAGCCUAUCCAUCUUUAUUUU